Molecule: messenger RNA, 363 nt
Organism: Lagenorhynchus albirostris (white-beaked dolphin)
Lineage: Eukaryota; Metazoa; Chordata; Mammalia; Artiodactyla; Delphinidae
Gene: C9H11orf86
Product: chromosome 9 C11orf86 homolog
Exons: 2
Coding region: 1-363 (120 amino acids)
Source: RefSeq, a predicted model, not a curated record
AUGGGGACAGGGCUACGCAGCCAGUCCUUGCGAGGACCACGGCCCUCCUAUAGCAAGCUCCAGGAGCCCUGCGGGAGGCCCCUGGCAGGCCAACUGCGCCGGGCGCUGAGCCUCAGACAGGGUCGUGAGAAGUCCAGGUCCUCAGACGGAGGCCCAGAAAGGCUGGACGCCCCCGGGCAGGAGCAACUGCCAGGGAGCCUGGGGGACACAGAGCAGCUGAUCCAAGCCCAGCAAGAAGGCAGCCAGUGGUGGCAAUAUCAACAGAAGAUAAGGAGAAGGUGGGAAAGCUUUGUCACCAGCUUCCCCAGCGUGACCCUGAGCCAGUCGGCCUCCCCACAGCCCUCGCUGGGCACCACCAGCUAA